AGGAUUAUAGGUUUUUAGGUCACGCAGAAACCCUGGGGAACGCCUGAAAAGGCUAAACAUUAUGCACAAGCUGGAUGACGUGACCCCACUGCUGCUGUGUGGAGAGGGAGGCUGCUGAACCCGAGCUGGUGUGAGCUUCUCUUGCCGCAAGUCCACGGGUGGCCAGGAGCACGUGUUAGUCUGGUUAAGAGCUCUGCUCAGAAGUAGCCGCUGCAGCUGAAGGUUUUCAGGGGGCUGAAGGCUGGGCCGCUUCUUCAUUCAUUUCAGAAACUUGAACAGUGGGCCUUCUACACACGCUGUCUUUGUCAGCCUCAGGCAGUUCCUCCAUGGAUGAGACACAGGGGCCUCUGGCCAUGACUGUCCAUCUUCUUGCCAACUCUGGGCACGGCUCGCUUCUGCAGAGGACUCUGGACCAGCUCCUGGAUUGCAUUUGCCCAGAGGUCCGGCUCUUUCAGGUGUCUGAACGGGCCAGUCCUGUGAAAUACUGUGAAAAGUCCCAUUCCAAGCGGUCCCGGUUUCCAGGGAUGUCCGUGUUGCUCUUCCUGCACGAAAGCCCGGGAGAGGAUAGGCUAUUUCGCGUCCUGGACUCUCUCCAGCAUUCGCCAUGGCAGUGCUACCCCACCCAGGACACUCGGGGAAGGCUGUGUCCCUACUUUUUUGCCAAUCAGGAGUUCUACAGCCUGGACAGUCAGAUGCCCAUCUGGGGGGUGAGGCAGGUGCACUGUGGCUCCGAGAUCCUGAGGGUGACGCUGUACUGCAGUUUUGAUAACUAUGAAGACGCCGUCAGACUCUACGAGAUGAUCCUGCAGAGAGAAGCGACCUUGCAAAAGAGUAAUUUUUGUUUCUUCGUGCUCUAUGCCUCCAAGAGCUUUGCUCUGCAGCUCUCCCUGAAGCAGCUGCCCCCGGGAAUGUCAGUGGACCCCAAAGAGUCUUCGGUGCUGCAGUUUAAGGUUCAAGAGAUCGGCCAGUUGGUGCCUCUGCUACCCAAUCCAUGCAUUCCUAUCAGCAGCACCAGGUGGCAGACUCAGGACUACGAUGGCAACAAGAUUCUGCUUCAGGUCCAGCUGAAUCCAGAACUUGGUGUUAAGAAUGGCACCUUGGGAGCUGGCAUGCUUCCCCUGGGCUCCAGGCUGACUUCUGUCGCUGCAAAGAGGACCUCAGAACCCAGGAGCCAGAGGAACCAGGGCAAGAGGUCCCAGGGGCAUUCUCUGGAGCUUCCUGAGCCCAGUGGGAGCCCCACAUCAGACAGGUGUGCUGGCACUUCGUGGAAAAGCCCUGGCCGGUCAUUCCAGGUCAGCAGCCCAGCUAUGGGUGCCCACCUGCACCUGUCUUCUCAUCACCUUGAAUCCGGGGCCAGAAUGAAGGUCCUCAACCGGGAAAACAGCUUUCAGAAGCUUGAGGCCGAGACGAAUGUUGACACCGGGUUGACCAUCAUAAAUUCUGAACCCAGGCAGACUUAUUUUGGCGGAUUUCCAAGGGAUUUACAGACCAGCCAGCCACCAUUCUGCUUGCCAGCCUCUUCCUUGGGGGUGGCUACCUCCAAAAACAAAAGUGUCCUUAAGGAAAGAGUCUCUCCUUUGCCACUUGCUGGCCAAAGGGACCUUGGUACCAGGAAGACAAUUUCAGAAUGUCUCCUUCAUCUGCAGGUUCAGGGUGAAGAAAAAGAAGAAGAUGAAGAAGAAUUCUUUAUAUAGCAUAAAAUAAAUGUGGUUUUCUAAAACACAGGAUCAGAUAAAAUGUUCUAGAAAGGGAGUACUGACCCAGAAUCAGCCUGUUAGUUGUUCAUCUGAGGGGGGCUGAAUGCUCCCCAUGCACAAUCUGUAUUGAUUUUAUUUCAAAUGUUCAAAGUCUAAAGGUGCUGGGAAUGAUUGUUUAUUUGCCAUCACAGUCAUAAGAGAACACAGCCAACACACAGGGAAAAAAACCAAAUGCUUUUGUUCCCUGGAGAUGCACUAACCCAGCUGGAUGUGUUGAAUCCAGCACCUAUCAGGAUAAUUGCAUUGUAUGCAAAUGAAUCGGUGUGUUAUACAACACUAAUUAGUGUCUGUAAUUUGGUUUUAAUUUUUCCUUAGGUUGCAUAGCUCAUCCCCCUGGACAAUAUGGACUGCUAUUUAUUCUUGAAUGCUUUUUAAUUUUCAUGUGACCUCUUUUGGUAACUAGGCCUUGUUCACAUACCCUCCUUGUGAUUUUGUCUUUAAAGUUGUUUGUAUCUGGAGUGAGUGAAAAUGCAAAGUGUUUUGAAAAUUAUAAACAGUUAAUUUUGUUUUCCUGUUUAAUGAGCCAAAAUACUGGAAGCCAGAAAAUCAGGUUAAACAUGAAUGCUAGGCUCUAGGGCUUUCCUGCUCAUCUGCUUGUCAUUUGUUUCUGCAUUAUGUCAAAGAGGACAGUGGUUCUUGUUAAAAACCAAAGAGGAACAUUGAGCACAGUGGGAAAAUUGGACUGGUUGAUCUGGUCACUGGAGCAGGACUUGGGUUCUUCUGGCCAGAUUUUGACUCCCAGAUUCCUUUACAAAACGCACUCAUUCAUUCAUUUAUAUAUGUUCAUUCAAUAAACAUUUUUUGAAUACCUA
Molecule: messenger RNA, 2569 nt
Organism: Pan troglodytes (chimpanzee)
Lineage: Eukaryota; Metazoa; Chordata; Mammalia; Primates; Hominidae
Gene: FAM124B
Product: family with sequence similarity 124 member B
Exons: 2
Coding region: 327-1694 (455 amino acids)
Cellular component (GO): nucleoplasm
Source: RefSeq, a predicted model, not a curated record